Messenger RNA from Folsomia candida, 2192 nucleotides. RefSeq names its product glucose dehydrogenase [FAD, quinone]. NCBI's taxonomy places the organism in Eukaryota, Metazoa, Arthropoda, Collembola, Entomobryomorpha, Isotomidae. The record is from RefSeq and is a predicted model, not a curated record. Gene Ontology annotation, molecular function: oxidoreductase activity, acting on CH-OH group of donors; flavin adenine dinucleotide binding. The transcript is spliced from 9 exons. Bases 285 to 2075 code for a protein of 596 amino acids.
UAAAGUUGUCCUACCACGAAGCAAUUACUUAUCAUCACUUUGAACAUUUCAGUUAAUCUGAUAAUCUACAUUAUCCAUCAGGUCGUUAUCAAUCCUUUUGACAAGCAACUGAAUUUUUUCGUCGGUAUGUACAGUUCAUUAUUUGUAAGUAAAAAAAAGUAGAUUCAUUUUUAAAAUUCUCUGACAAGGACAUUGCACACACUCGUUACUGAUUGUGCCUAAUUGUCCAACGGUGAGGAAGGACCCUGCAAAUUUUUUUUGAAAUUCGUACAAUAAAUUUAACAAUGAAAUUGCCAGCGUUCGUUUUUGGAACGGUACCUCUCAUGGUCUCAUUCUACGCUCGAAAAUACAUAGAGGAAGACAAAGCACAAACCUUGACCGAACUGGAAAAUGAUUUUGGCAUUCCCCGAAUCAAGAAAUACGACUUUAUCGUCGUUGGAGGGGGCUCAGCGGGCUGCAUUGUUACAGGGAGACUUUCCGAGCGUUUUAAUGUGCUCUUGUUGGAAGCUGGAGGUAAACCUGUCCCUCUGGCACACGUUCCAAUAUUUACACGUGAGGUUGCAGUCGACCCGGACACAAACUAUUUGUACAAAUCCGUCCCUCAGAGGAACAUGUCCUUAGUAAAUGGAGGGGUAGUUGGGAUUGAAACUGGGAAAAUGCUGGGUGGUUCAGGGUCACACAACGAUAUGGGACACCAGCGUGGGUCGCCGCACGAUUGGAAUUACUAUGCCUCUGUAACGGGGGACCCUUCUUGGCGAUAUGAGAAUGUGCUCCCUUUCUUUAAGAAAUCUGAGGAUUUUGUGGGAUUUUUGCUUCAACCGGAACAAGCUGAGUAUUACGGUCAAGGAGGUCCCCUCACAGUCGACACUCAUAUGCCAGCUUUCUUUCCAAUAUGGGCUGAUGCUGGCAGAGAACUGGGAUAUCCAGUGGCAGACCCAAAUGCCCUACAAAUUCCGAGCUUCGCCCCGUUUCAAAAAUUGAUUGACAAAGGAGGUCGAGUUAGCACAUACAACAGAUAUGUUUUACCAUACGAGGGAACAAGGGCCAACUUGACAGUCAUUCGAUAUGCCACUGUCACACAAAUUCUACUGGACAAGGACAAUACUGCGUAUGGAGUGGCGUUCCUUCGUCACGGGAUACCUCAAAUUGCCCAUGCCACCAAUGAAGUUGUGCUCAGUGCGGGGGCAAUCAAUUCCCCUCUUAUCUUAAUGAUGUCGGGAAUUGGACCUCGAGAUCAAUUGGAAGCUGCAGAGAUCCCAGUAAAAGUAGAUCGUCCCUUCGUGGGGCAAAAUCUUGCUGAUCACAUCCACGUCUUUUUCGGAAGCUUCUCCUUCAACUCGUCUGCAAUUCCGUACUUGCCCUUUGUUCCCGAGGAAGAUCUGGAGGCUGCCUUAACCGAAUAUUUGGAAACCGGUCUAGGCGAGUUUGGCGAACUUCAAGAAAGUCCGCAAGCCUUCUUUUCGAGUUCAAGGGCUGUGGCUGAAGGGGAAGGACAUUGGCCAGAUGGACGCAUUUCCAUUGACGUUGCAUGUCCGAUAAGUUUCUCGGCGGAAGAAAGUCUCACAAAAGUUUGCUUCGUCUCCGAACUUGACCGACCCAAGUCGAGGGGUAGUGUUACCCUAAAUUCUAGCGCCUUCUUGUCCGGGUCGACCGAUUUUGUCCAGUUGGCAAAUGUUGAUUUUAACGGACUAGGCAUUCCUUCCGAUUUGGAUGUGAUUUUAGACGGAAUCGAACUAAUCUUCAAGGUGGUCGAGGAAACAGAGUCAUUCGCCUCUCUUGGGGCGAGAUAUGAUGGAACCCAAAUUCAAGGGUGUGAAGAGUAUCUUUUCCGGUCGAGGGAAUAUUGGGCAUGCUACACUCAGCAGCUAGUGACCACAGCCAUUCACAUGGUGGGAACUUGUGGCAUGGGAAGCGAGGCCAGCUCAGUUACCGACUCCAAAUUGAGGGUUCGUGGAGUGACUGGACUCCGAGUCGUGGACGCUUCAGUCCUACCAACAACUCCAAACGCCAACCUAAACGGUCCGGUUAUUCUAGUCGCUGAAAAAGCAGCUGCCGAUAUUGCCAGUGAUUGGUGAUUGUAGGAGUAAUCAGUGCUUGUAAAUUAGCUUCAUUGUUUUUAUUCUUCAUAUGAAUGCUAUUUAAUCGAUAAUUCGAAUUGUGACAUUGGCUGAAUAAAUUAUAAUAAUUGCAAA